Molecule: messenger RNA, 1440 nt
Organism: Cryptomeria japonica (Japanese cedar)
Lineage: Eukaryota; Viridiplantae; Streptophyta; Pinopsida; Cupressales; Cupressaceae
Exons: 6
Coding region: 88-1080 (330 amino acids)
Cellular component (GO): mitochondrion
Molecular function (GO): prostaglandin-E synthase activity
Source: RefSeq, a predicted model, not a curated record
CGGACAAAUCUCCACCUAUAAAGUGUCUGUUUGUUCCAAGUCUCCUUGAUUUUUAAGCUAAAAUAUUUGCCUUGCUCGAAAGGAAAAAUGUCCGGCGUGAGGGUUCAGGGUUUAUCCUCUCUCUUCAGCAAAUCCGUUCGAGCAGGUAUAGUGGCCUCUCGAAUACAGAACGACGGACUCGCCAAUUUAACGCAAUCGCAAUACAGCAGAACGUUUUCCACAUUACCUGCAAGAGGCCUCAAUGGUGGAGAAGGAGAGGAGAGGAGAUGGUCAAGGGGGCCUCUGGUGGCGGCGGGGGCAUUUUCUUUUUCCUUUGCGGCCUCAUCCUCCUUCUCCACUGCGGUUGCCAAGGAGCGCCCGCUGCAUGAAUUCGUUCCCAAGGAGCUUGUUCUUUACCAGUACGAGGCCUGCCCUUUCUGCAAUAAAGUUAAAGCUUUUCUGGACUACCAUGAUUUGCCAUACAAGAUAGUUGAGGUAAAUCCAAUCAGCAAGAAGGAAAUAAAAUGGUCUGAUUAUAAGAAAGUGCCAAUAUUGGUGGUUGAUGGGGAGCAACUAAAUGAUUCAUCAGCAAUAAUUAAUAACUUAGAUGAGCGAAUUCAUCCCAACAAGGAAAGAUUGCCUACAAAGGAUACAGAAGAGGAGGAAAAAUGGCGCAGGUGGGUGGAUGAACAUCUUGUACAUGUAUUGUCACCAAAUAUUUACCGGAGCGUUUCGGAGGCUCUUGAAUCCUUUGACUAUAUUACUACAAAUGGUAAUUUCACAACUUUGGAGAGAUUGACUGGCAAGUAUGUAGGAGCAGCAGCCAUGUAUUUUGUCUCAAAAAAGCUUAAGAAAAAGCAUAAUAUCACAGAUGAGCGUGCAUCCCUAUAUGAAGCUGCAGAAACUUGGGUGAAAGGCCUUAAUAGUAGGACGUUUAUGGGUGGUUCUAAACCGAAUAUGGCAGAUCUGGCUGCCUUUGGAGUGUUAAAACCCAUACGACAUUUACAGGCUGGAAAAGAUAUGAUAGCAAGCACAAACAUUGGGCCUUGGUACUCUAGAAUGGAACUGGCCGUUGGUGGGACCACGGCAAUCAGGGAUUGAAAAUCUCAUCCUGUUUGAGAAGCCUGAGUGAAAUCUAGUGCUUCAGCUCUUUGUAGUCUAUAUGUGCUCAGCAAUUCUUUGGGCGAUUUCAAAAUUUUGGACUAAAUUUUUUUUCCCUAGCUUAUUUUGCAAUUUGCAUCAGAAUAUAGGUAGUACUAAUUUGAAUUUUGAGGAGAGCUCAUUCUUCAACUCAUCUCUUUUUUAAGAGAACAAUAAAGCACAACUGUACUUCUCGUGGGAAGUCUUUCUAGUCUUUUUCUAGGGUUGUGUUCCAUGCAAUUGUGUGGUAUUAUCUGGUGAUGAAAUUUUCAAACAGCAACAGACUAGUUCUGAAUGAUACGGGCAUAGAUGUUACUUAAA